Symbiodinium necroappetens is the source of this 440-nucleotide messenger RNA. Lineage: Eukaryota; Dinophyceae; Suessiales; Symbiodiniaceae. The record is from the annotation of a GenBank genome assembly.
GCCCUGGCAUUGUUUGCGGAGGCACGGGUGGCGACUGUGCGCAAGGAUGUCAUCACCUUCAAUGCGACUUUGAGCGCCUGCGAGAAGUGCGGGCAGUGGCAGCCCGCUUUGGUGCUGCUGCAGGAGGUGGAGCAGGCCCGACUGAAGAGAGGAACCAUUGCCUUCAAUGCGGCCCUGAGUGCAUGUGGUCGAGGCGAAGCGUGGGGACAUGCCGUUGCGCUGUUGGCAGAGCUGCAGGCCAGCCGAGUGCCGGCCUCCGAAGUCACUUACAAUGCGGCUAUCACCGCCUGCGAGCGCGGCGGGGAGUGGCAGCAGGCGCUGGCGGCUUUUGCGGCUCUCCGGGUGGAGGCCCUGCAGCCCACGUCGAUUAGCUACAGCGCGGCCAUCAGUGCUUGCGAGGCUGGCAAAGAGUGGGCAUGGGCGCUGGUGCUUUUGCACGA